Molecule: messenger RNA, 9693 nt
Organism: Sus scrofa (pig)
Lineage: Eukaryota; Metazoa; Chordata; Mammalia; Artiodactyla; Suidae
Source: RefSeq, a predicted model, not a curated record
GUCCCCCCCCCCGCCCCUUUCCCCAGCUCUCUACUCUCCGACGACUCCUUCCCGCUGGUUGUGAGAGAGCGGCUGCAGCUGGAGGCCUUGGCCUCUAGCCGCGCCGUCCCGAGAGGCACUUCCGGCGGCGUUUCACUUCCUGGUUGGAUGGAUGGAGCCGGGCGGGAGCGCGCACGGGGGAGGGGUGGCGGGUCAGUCUCCGCCGGGCGCUCCGGGGAUCAGCUGGCGGGCGGGCGCCGAACGCUGCCCCGGCUCUAGCUGCAGCGCCGCCUCCUCACAGCUUCGCAGGCCGGCCCGGCGGCCGUGACAAUGUUGCGGGGCUGGUAGCUGGGCGCCGGCCCGCCGAGCCAUCUCAAGUUUAAACUUACACGAAUCGCUCUGUUGAGGAGGAGGGGACCGCCGCGCGAUUGACACGCAUAUUCCUAUAGGCAUCCUCCCCCAGCCCCCACCCCCACGGCCGGAUUCGGGUGGCUCCUCUCCGAGCUGAAAUCCGAGAAGAAAUCCUUGGAUCUCUUGUUUUCUUAAAAAAAAAAAAAAAAAAAAAAAAAUCAAAAAAAAAAUCUAGAAACCGUCGGUAUUUUGCUUUACUGCUUCCUUUCCGCAAGAUGAAGAAGUUUUUCGACUCCAGGCGAGAGCAGGGAGGCUCUGGCCUGGGCUCCGGCUCCAGCGGAGGAGGGGGCAGCACCUCGGGCCUGGGCAGUGGCUACAUCGGAAGGGUCUUUGGCAUUGGGCGACAGCAGGUUACUGUGGACGAGGUGUUGGCGGAAGGUGGAUUUGCUAUCGUGUUUCUGGUGAGGACAAGCAAUGGAAUGAAAUGUGCCUUGAAACGCAUGUUUGUCAACAAUGAGCAUGAUCUCCAGGUGUGCAAGAGAGAAAUCCAGAUAAUGAGGGACCUGUCUGGGCACAAGAACAUCGUGGGUUACAUUGAUUCCAGUAUCAACAACGUGAGUAGCGGUGACGUGUGGGAAGUGCUCAUUCUGAUGGACUUCUGCAGGGGAGGCCAGGUGGUCAACCUAAUGAACCAGCGCCUGCAAACAGGUUUUACAGAGAGUGAAGUGCUCCAGAUAUUUUGUGACACCUGUGAAGCUGUUGCCCGCCUGCAUCAGUGCAAAACUCCGAUUAUCCACCGCGAUCUGAAGGUUGAAAAUAUUCUGUUGCAUGACCGAGGCCACUACGUCCUGUGUGACUUUGGAAGUGCUACCAACAAAUUCCAGAAUCCCCAAACUGAAGGAGUCAAUGCAGUAGAAGAUGAGAUUAAGAAAUACACAACGCUGUCCUAUCGAGCACCAGAAAUGGUCAACCUGUACAGUGGCAAAAUCAUCACUACGAAGGCAGACAUUUGGGCUCUUGGAUGUUUGUUGUAUAAGUUAUGCUACUUCACUUUGCCAUUUGGGGAGAGUCAAGUGGCAAUUUGUGACGGAAACUUCACAAUUCCUGACAACUCUCGGUAUUCCCAAGACAUGCACUGCCUAAUUAGGUAUAUGUUGGAACCAGACCCUGACAAAAGGCCAGAUAUUUACCAGGUCUCCUUCUUCUCAUUUAAACUACUCAAGAAAGAAUGCCCAGUUCCAAAUGUACAGAACUCUCCCAUUCCUGCAAAGCUUCCUGAACCAGUGAAAGCCAGCGAGGCAGCUGCAAAAAAGACCCAGCCAAAGGCCAGACUGACAGAUCCCAUUCCCACCACAGAGACUUCAAUUGCACCCCGCCAGAGGCCUAAAGCUGGGCAAACUCAGCCCAACCCAGGAAUUCUUCCCAUCCAGCCAGCCCUGACCCCUCGAAAGAGGGCCAUGGUUCAACCCCCACCUCAGGUCGCAGGAUCCAGCAAUCAGCCUGGCCUUUUAGCCAGCGUUCCUCAACCAAAAACCCAGGCUCCCCCCAGCCAACCCCUACCGCAAUCUCAGGCCAAGCAGCCCCAGGCUCCACCCGCCCCACAGCAGCCACCUUCUGCUCCAGCCCAGGGUCUGCCUGCGCAGGCCCAGGCCACACCCCAGCACCAGCAGCAGCUCUUCCUCAAGCAGCAGCCGCAGCCUCCCCAGCCGCAGCCACAGGCGCAGGCACCACCAGCUGCACAGCAGCCUUCAGGCACAUUCUAUCAGCAGCAGCAGCAGCAGCAACAGCAGCAGGCUCAGGCUCAGCAGUUUCAGGCUGUACACCCAGCAGCCCAACAGCCAGCAAUCGCUCAAUUCCCUGCGGUAUCCCAAGGAAGCUCUCAACAGCAGCUGAUACAGAACUUCUACCAGCAGCAGCAGCAGCAGCAGCAGCAGCAGCAGCUGGCUACAACCCUGCAUCAACAACAGCUGCUGACUCAGCAGGCUGCCUUGCAGCAGAAGACCACGGUGGCAGCCAUACAGCCACCCCAGGCACAGCCGGCCACAGCCUCCCAGCCACCCCCUGCCCAAGAGCCAGCGCAGAUUCAGGCCCCGGUAAGACAACAGCCAAAGGUUCAGACAACGCCACCUCCUGCCAUCCAGGGGCAGAAACUCGGAUCUCUCACUCCUCCAUCCUCGCCCAAGGCCCAGCGUGCUGGGCACAGGCGGAUUCUCAGUGACGUGACCCACAGUGCGGUCUUCGGGGUCCCUGCCAGCAAAUCAACCCAGCUGCUCCAGGCAGCUGCAGCUGAGGCCAGUCUCAAUAAGUCCAAGGGUGGGAACCUACCUAGGUCUGCAACCACCACUCCUUCAGGCUCCCCUCGGGCCUCCCAGCAAAACGUUUAUAAUCCUUCAGAAGGUUCUACGUGGAACCCCUUUGACGACGACAAUUUCUCCAAACUCACAGCUGAAGAACUGCUAAACAAGGACUUUGCCAAGCUGGGGGAAGGCAAACAUCCUGAGAAGCUUGGUGGCUCAGCCGAGAGUUUGAUUCCAGGCUUUCAACCAACCCAGGGUGAUGCUUUUGCUGCUUCCUCAUUUGCUGCUGGAACUGCUGAAAAAAGGAAGGGUGGGCAGGCUGUGGAUUCUAGCCUUCCUCUUCUAAGUGUAUCUGAUCCUUUCAUUCCUCUUCAAGUACCUGAUGCACCAGAAAAACUAAUUGAAGGACUCAAAUCUCCUGACACUUCUCUUCUGCUCCCUGACCUCUUGCCUAUGACAGACCCUUUUGGUAGCACUUCUGACGCUGUAAUUGAAAAAGCUGAUGUCGCUGUUGAGAGUCUCAUACCAGGACUGGAGCCCCCGGUGCCCCAGCGCCUCCCAUCUCAGACGGAAUCCGUGGCCUCCAACCGCACAGAUUCUCUCACCGGGGAAGAUGCCCUGAUUGAUUGCUCUCUGCUUUCUAACCCUACUACUGACCUUCUGGAAGAAUUUGCCCCCAUAGCGAUCUCUGCUCCGGCCCAUAAAGCUGCAGAAGAUAGUAAUCUCAUCUCAGGUUUUGAUGUCCCUGAGGGCUCGGACAAGGUGGCAGAAGAUGAGUUUGACCCUAUUCCUGUAUUGAUAACCAAAAACCCACAAGGUAAGAAAGAGAAGAUGGGGAAAAGCAAAGAGCUUGACAUCAGCUCUCUUCAAAAUAGUACUGUACCUAAUCAGCAAGGGGGAAAAAGGAAAUUGGAGUGAUGACAGUCAUUGCGGACUGGACCAGUUUAGAUAAAUGGAGAUACAGAUAAAGGUAGUGAUACAGGUAUCUUAAAGCAUGAGCAGGGUGUUUAUUUAGAGAGAAGAAAAGUAUUUAAUAGUUUGAUUAAAAGCUGGUUUUUACAAAGUAUCAAGCUAAAAAUAAAAUGAUCUUCAGUCAAUGGAAACCUGAAGAUAUAUAACCAAAAAAAAAAUUUUUUUUAAAAAGCUGAACAUUUUUUAUCAUGAUUAGAACAGUCUGUAAUAAAUAUUCUUUCCAAAGAGAUUAACAGUGGUGCUUUGAUAUCAUUUGCAUCUUUUAGACAUUUAUGGAGCAUCCUUUUUCCUCUUUGAUGGAUUAAAAUCAUUUGAACAUGCCAUAAGACACUAAAUUGCUGUAGGACUAUCUGUAUACUUUUAAAGCAUGUCUUUACUGCAGUAGUCUUAAGAACUAAUUCUUCCCCAAAGCAAAAAUGACUGAUUUUUACUUUACUGGGGAGAUACGUUGAUGUUAUCAGGAAGUUAAUGCACAGCCAGCAGUUCUCAGGUAAAAUAGAUACUCAUUUGGAAAUAGCGUCUUCUCUGCAAGGUCUCCUGCCUAAAGUAUGGUGUGUGCACACUGCCUGAACUUUUGCUGGGAGGUCGUGGACAGCUAAUUUACAUGUUUAAAAAUUAACAUGUAAGAGAUUGCAAAAUGUAAAUUGUUACUUCUCUAGGCUUUGUUUUUUUCUCCUUUGCUUGUUCUGCACAUCUAAACCUUAACCCUCUGUGUUUUGUACUGAAUUCCUAUCUCUCCACUUCCAGGUGGGCACUCUAGAAACAGCAGUGGGAGCUCUGAGUCCAGUCUUCCCAACCUAGCCAGGUCUUUACUGCUGGUGGAUCAGCUCAUAGACCUGUAGCCGUGACCCAGUAGCAGAUGCAGUUCUGUAACCUUCAUACCGUAAUAUACAUUUUCAUUACGGAGUUAUAAGAAAAUGAUUUUUUUAAAAAAUCUGCAAAUAAGGGGCCCUCUAGCCCUAAUCUCCUCCCCCUUGCCUUCUCCCGUAGAAAUGAUAAGGAAAGAAAAUCACUUCGGCCCUCCAGAUAUUCCUUGGCCAGUUCCUCCCUGUUAGUUUGCUGUGUUUUCUCAUUACCCUUCUUCAAUAGCAUUAUCUUAAAUCAAACGCUAGAUGCCAUGAGCUUCACCUCCGCUGGAAUCGACUCCACCAAAAGCUUAACUGUAACAGAAACUAGUGAAUUGACACCUUUGUCUCAUUCUUGCUAGGAAUGGCCUCCCAAAUCAAUGCUCCAACCCCUGUCUCCUUUGGCCAGAUGCUGAUGAAUGUGUUUCUCUGUUUUUGUUUUUUAUCCUGCUGCAUUAUCAUGAGGACAUGGCUUCUUCGGUUGAUCUUAACUCUAGGCAAAACCUGGAGAUGGGUGUAUGGUUUAAGAGAGGGUGAAACUGACUGAUGGGAUAUGUUUGAAAAGAGAAAUUGAGCCCAGCUCUAGCCAACCAACUUUGACCUUGUCUGAUCAUAGACUUAGCCAAGGGAUUUUACACCCCAUGCAACCUGCCCAGCAUUCGUCCAGCAUUCUGGCUUCCAUUGAAUCGUGAUUUCUCAAUCUGGAGACGUGACUGCAAGUACCUGAGAUCCUUGGAUAAAAUGUGUACAUUAUGUAAAGCCCAAGUAUUGCCAUUCCUUUUCAUGUUAACUGUCCCAACCCGGGAUCUCAGAAUUAGACCAAAACAAGACAAUGGUGGUAAUAUGAUACCUUUUAUUAGAAGACUUUUCACUGGGGGGCGGGGAGGGGGGGUGGAUGGGGGAGGGGAAGGAAUUGUAGCAGAAACAGAUGUAUUUUUCUUGUGAUUUUUAUUUUGAAUCAAAUAUUGUAAAUUGUGUAUAAAUGAAGAUGCUGAAUAGUUCUGUUUCCACAUGGCGUAUCGAGUCCGAUAUCAGGUGUCUGUACAGGGUUUUGAUCUCUUUCCCUUGUAUAACUAACUACUACACAGCAAUCUUACAGUGUAACAUAUGGAAUCAUUUUGAGUAGACUUGUGCGUUGCUCUGAGCUUUCAGCAGGUCCUCUGUCUUUGUAGAAUAAGCAUGUUGUUUAUUUUCCAAUAAUCAGAAAUAAGUAUGCUGACGAGCUAGGCAAAAUUUGACUCUGGCUACUUACCUUUCUUUCUCUCUGAUGUUUGAAUUGAAGGAUGCAGCCAAUGAAAUAUGUUCAGUUGGUUUUCCUUGGCUUCCUAGAUGAACAAAACAAAACAAAGCAUAGUUUCUCACUAACCUUAGAAUAUUGUUCAUAAAAUUAAUAAAGGCCCCUGCACUGACAUGACGACAUGCCUCAUGGUCACCCUCUGUAUAUGUCCUUACUCACCGAAGUAUAUUUUUUUUCCUUAUAUGCAAAGCAGUUUUAUAAAAAUCAUCCUUUUGAAAAGGGAUGGGCACAGAGCACCCCAUUCGGUUUUCUUCCGUGGUCACAAGGGAAACACUUAGUUGAUCGGAUCUGUACCAAUAAAAUUCCAAGUCCAUUUGCUUGUUUCCCUAUCUAGAAUUCUUAUUUCUUCUUCCAAACAUUUGCACUUUAAGGUGGGGGGGAGAGCUAAACAGCCACAACAGCCUGCAAAAAAAAAACACUGUACUUCGGAGGUCAAGCUCUGACCCCAGCCGUGAGAGAGCAGCCUUUGAAAGGUAUCAGAAGAAAAAUCUGAACCUUUCAGUCUUCCUUCUGACUUUAAGUACUUCCAUGCCAGCCAAAACUAGAUGUGCUAAGGAAAAGCCUCCCUUAGGAUAAUGGAUCAUUUCCAAAAUUGAGGAAGGCACAACCUUCAGGCUGAGGAUGCCAAAAAGAUAUCCUUGAAGAGCUCUCCGCUACUGGAUAGCAGUGAAAGUGGGACUUGGUUUGCCCCUUUAUGGACAGGAGUAUCACUGAAGAUCAAAAUCGUAUUCUUUUCCCCAGACAGAGAAAGAGUAUAUAAACUAAUGGAGAUGUUUAUUUUUAAGUAAGAGUAAUGUGUUAUGCCUGUGUUUUCCAGUUUGAUUUUUUUCAUACGUGUAUGUUAGAAAUAUAAUGAAAUAUCUAGUUUCUCAAUUGAAUAGAAACCAUGAAGAGUACAGUUUAGAAAUUAGUGUCUCUAAAUUGUUCCUUUCAUGUGUUACCUGUAAUCCCAUUGAGAUAUAUGAUCUAGUCAUCUGGCUCAAUAAAGUUAACUGGAGAAUGUUAAUGAAAAUGAACAGACUAGAAACCAGAGAGACUGGGUGGAGGAGGCCUGAGGAAGAUGAUGACAUGAAAUUAUCUUGAGUUUCUUCUUGAGGAGUAGAGCUUCCAAGGAGAGAAACUCUUUUUCUGUUAAGGAAUUCAUGUGAGUGCUUGGCAAACAGGGCCUCCCUCAGUUUGUAGCAUCAUCCCGGAUCUGAACAGCUUUAUUUGAGGUGGGUGCAGUGUGCCGAUAAUUGACAGACCUUUGAAUCUAUAGACUGAGCUGCAAGUGGGACCUUCAGGGUCAUUCUAGUCCAUCCACUUCAUUUCCUAGAUGUGAGACCUGAAGCUGGUAGUGGAGAAGAGGGCUGGGCAGGACAGGCCACCUGGGAGCUCAUCCUGACCUUGACUCAUGGGCGGCCAAGUGGCCUUCAGCGAGGGCUUCACUUCUGAGAGCUACUGUCUCUUGGUUACGGUGAUGUAUUUGGACCUAGAUGGUUUUUAAAACUAUACAAUUCCAGGGUUCUGAGCAUACAUUAUUAUUCUUUGGGGGGACUAUGAAGGAUUUGUAUAAUCUUGAUGUUCUUCAGUUAUCUUCUGCAGCUCUUAAUUGUAGCAGUACUUACACUGUAGAGAAUUACACUGGGCUUUCGCUAACCUGGGUUGCUCUGUCUUGGUUAUCUGAAUAGACACGUAAGUCAUCACAGAGUUUCAGACAUAGGUUUUCUUUGUUGUACUAUUACACACGCGUAUCUACCUAUUCCAGCAAAACAGUAUCAGAAGAUUUUAAUUCUCUUAAACUGUAAAAUCAAUGAUCUGCCAUAUAAAAAAUCAACAAAUACUCUAAGCAUAUGUUUCUGAUUUGCUUUUAUUUUUUUGCUUUUUAGGACCACACCCAUGGCAUAUGGAGCUUCCCAGGCUAGGGGUCUAAUUGGAGCUACAGCUGCGGGCCACAGCCACAACCAUAGCCACAGCCACAGCAAUGCCAGAUCCGAGCCGCGUCUUUGACCUACACCACUGCUCACAGCAAUGCCGGAUCCUUAACCCAGGGAUCGAAUCCACGACCUCAUGGUUCCUAGUCGGAUUCAUUUCCACUGAGCCACGACAGGAACUCCCCUGAUUUGCUUUUAUUCUGACUCUGUGAACUUAGUAACUAUAGCAGAAAACAUCACAAAUUGGGUUGUUUUUUUUUUUUUUCUCUUUCCAGCAUUCAAAUAACUAGAUCACCAAAUUCAAGUCCCAGUGUUUUUAAAAACACAAGCCUCAGAGGAGAUAAGAUUUAAAUGGACACUUCUAAAUAUGAUUAUAAUGAAUGAUUUCUUUAGCAGACAUAUUAGAAUUUUGACAUCUAAUUGAAUGUUGUUUCUUUCAAGGGCAUCUGGUUUUACUUGGGAAACUAAUACUUAACUCCUCUCCUUAGAAAUACUAUCAUAGAAGGUAAUGUAACUGAAGAAAAUCAGUUGUGUUAUUAUCUAAUGAAUAUCGCUUUCAGUAUCUGAAAGUAUGCUCUUUUUCUUGGUCUUUUUCUCCCACUCUUGAUUCUGAGUAACAUUUGGAUAUUUCCCAAAAUCAAAAUCAUUCCCCUAAGCCGAAGAGUGGUUACUUUUGAAGAUCAUAAGAAGAAGAAUCCACUGAAAAUUCCCAUAGAGGACCUUAUAAUGGACAUGUGACAACAGUCAGUCUUCAUGUCCUUAAUAUUCUGAAUGAGGGAACUUGUGUGAUUUUGCCUGUCUUUAGUAUGGUUUAGAACAUUGAAAUACACGAGUUUGCAAAUACCUCUGAAAGAGGUUGUCCCUUUGUUCAAUGCAAUGGAUGUUGGACUUGCCUCUUCCUGAAUUACAGUUAUAGAAUUUGGAUUGCCAAUCAUUAGAGGGGAACAGACCCAGGGAAAGAAUCUGUUUUUCUCAAGACGAAAUAUUAGUCUUGUUUCUAAUCCUUUUGUUCCUGCUCUCCUGACAGAUAAGUGGUUCAAACCAAUACAGUCUCUCCCCCUCCCCCAGGUCAGGAACAGUCCUGGCUCAGCCCUGAGGUGUGGAGGCGUAUGAGUUCAGUGGAGCAGAUGCACGCUCCAGAUACCUUGGGCCAAAAUAAAGUCUCCCGUGCUGAUGUAUGUCUACAGUUCCAGGAGGCUUUAACUUUCCCUGUCCGUAAGAUUCAGGAUUCUGUAGCCAUGAACUUAGAGUUUGGGGGUAAAAAUGACAGGAUUGCCCCAAGUACUGAAUUAAUUAAGCAAAUUCGAUGCUGCCAGGCAGAACAGAGAAACUAUUAGAUGGAUAUUUAAAAUGCUAUCUUUACUGACACACUCCAGAUAUUACAAAGCUAUCUUUUAUUCCUCUCAAGAGGCUGUAAUUUUACCAACACCAAGUUAGCCUCUUCCUUUUCCCCACUUUUAAAUUAAGUGUCUGAAGUUGGAUGUGCUUGGGUUUCCUGAGGCAGAAUGAAUCCCAGAUGGCUUCCAUUUCAAAUCAUCGGUAACAAGAUACUGUUUUGUUUCCCCUGGGUUUCCUUUCACUGUGAUGGCGGUGUGGGGGGGGGGGGGGCAUUCUUUGGAUAAUGCUGACCUAUGCAGAAUUACCAAAUGGUGGUCGUUGCUAGAAAGGAAGAUAUUUUCUUGGUUCCCACUGUGAUGUAGUGUCCUCGGUGUACUCUCUCUCCCUGUGAGUAUUCCCCCCACCCCCUUGCACACCCCCUCGUCCCACAGACCUCUGUCCUGUCCUCCCCGGGAAGACAAAGCAAACAGAGGUACAUGAAGCUCUCUUAUACAGCAAAGGUGUGAAAUUUGAACAUUGCUACACAACUAUUAUAUAAAAAACAAGUCUGUAAACAGACUUCUUAUGUAAACAUACAGGAAAAUAAAGACUUUUAUCUGUUCAAAUGGGAGCAUGAUGUUCAGAGCUGUAAAUAACUUAAUACAAUAGCUGCUCUCUUCCUCAUCGGAAAACCCACUUUUGCAAAAAAAAAAAAAAAAAAA